This is a messenger RNA of Harpegnathos saltator (Jerdon's jumping ant), 8282 nucleotides long. It is a transcript of the gene RhoGAP19D, whose product is annotated as Rho GTPase activating protein at 19D. The record is from RefSeq and is a predicted model, not a curated record. Lineage: Eukaryota; Metazoa; Arthropoda; Insecta; Hymenoptera; Formicidae. The coding region runs from base 512 to 7930 and encodes 2472 amino acids. Gene Ontology annotation, biological process: signal transduction. Gene Ontology annotation, molecular function: protein binding; phospholipid binding. The transcript is spliced from 23 exons.
CAUGUUGCUGGUGUCGAAUGCGUCCGUCGAGAGACAACGGUGCGAGAGCUAGUGUGUUUUUCGGAGUUCCGUAAGACGCGCGCGUCUCUGACGUAACGUGCUCGUUCGCUCUCAUCGUCGCGCGCGGCGGCGUCCUAGGAUACUCCUCGCGCCGAGGAGUAGUGCACACCCCCGAGCCGGCUGUCGUGUUCCCGUUCCCGGUGUGCCGUUGACAUCCUGCGCGUCUGAGCCGGAACGCGCAAGCGACGGGCGAGAGGGAGGUCGCUAUAAUGUGUGCCGGAGCGGCGGCCGCGCGUCGCCGUCGUCGUUGCCGCGGAGGACGUCGAGGAGGCAGCAGCGUGGAGGCAGCGCGCAGGACGAGCCACGGCGCCGCUACGUCGACGGUAAUCCGACGCUACGUCGGCCGACGUGAAUGAGAGGACACGGCCCGCGUCUUCGUGCGCCAGCGGAGGCGCUGCGAGCAUCGCUCACGGUGUGCUGAUCUCGCCUGUACACGCGAGGAAAAGGCGCAAUGGCUGACGACCGAAAUAACCACCGGAGCUUCGUCAGGCAGUCGCACGUGGUAGGGCACUUGUCUCCCCCGCCGCCUGCACCUGGACCGGCUACUGGGUCCAGCGGUGUCUCGGGCCAGACGUCGUCCUCCAGGUACGUCCAGAAGGAGAACACUCCGCCCCGCGGUCCUCGGACUCUCUUGCUGAGGCACGGUGAGAAUGGUUACGGAUUCACGCUGCGGCACUUCAUCGUCUAUCCGCCCGAGUCCUGCUGCAUGCUGCCAGGGCACGAACGGACGAAGAUCGAUGAGCCUAUGGACACGAUCUUCGUGAAGCAAGUCCGAGCAAAUUCACCGGCGGCCGAGGCGGGUUUGCGCACUGGUGAUCGCGUUGUGUCCGUCGACGGAACGCCCACCCGUGGCGAGCAAUACGCCAGCGUGGUGCAACGUAUUCAGCAAGCUGGACCGUGGCUGCGGCUUCUCGUAGUCUCCAAGGAGGACGAUAUCUUACAGAGGUACUUUGGCGAGACGGCGCACAAUCCGGAAACGAAUCAACGUCCGCGGCUGCGUUCUCCGGAGAGAUUGUCCCAGAAGCAACGCAGAUCGAUCAGCAUGAUCCCAGGCCCGUCACAGAGAACGCGGCAGUCCUGGGUCUGUUCUCUGCCGUCGUCCGAUAGUCCGGCGUCUGAUCCGUCAUCGUCGUCUUCGUCGUCAUCGCAUCCGAAUCACGAGGAGGCGAGCCGUAGGAGCCAACAACAGCAACAGCAGCAGCAGCAGCAAGCGUUCGCCGACAACAACAGCCGAAUGGCGCCGUCGAUGUCGACGGACUCGCCGUAUCGUCGCGCUCAGCAGAUUCAGCAGCCGCUUACGGAGGCGCAGAUCGCUGGCGCGCUCUACGACCCGUCGGAUGACAUGGUUCCACCGGCAGCCAGGAAUCUGCAGUCUCUGCACGAGACAACUGAUGUCACGUCGGGCUCGCAGAUGUACGGCCGCUCGUCCCAGGAUUCGAGAUACGAUCUGUACGACAGGACUCGCCCCGAAUCGGUGUACUCGAGACCGAGUAACGAGCAGAUCUACGAUCGGAUCAAUGACCCGAUUUACGAGCGCGUGCGUGUCAACGAAACGUGCUUCGCCAAUGACCAGCAUCAUCACCAUCAGCUGCAAUCGCUUCAUCAUUACCAGCCUUCGUCUCUGCUGCGUUACCCGGUGUCGCACGCGGAGCCGCAGGUGCCGAUCUACCGGCCGACGAAGAGGAUGGUGGCGCGUCGCGCCAGCGAAGGCAGCGGCUGCAGCAAUGUCAGCGGCAUGAAACACGAUUCCGAGACUGCCAGCUACGGCAGCUUCGACGCGUUGAGGUCGAGCGAGCCUGGCUCCAGCCGGCUGAGCAUCGAGUCGAGACGAGACUCAUCGCCCGUCAGCAAGGACAGCGUGUCGCCGUACGACUCGAACUCGACUCUCACCGGCAACGAGUGUUCCGACGAUUCCGUCAUUAUGAGCCGUCUGCGCAAGAGUUUCGAGCAGAAGGCGGAAUUCCUGCGACGACCGAGUCACCCUAUCGGCUGGUUCGUCUCAGGAAACGACGCAACCUCCGAGCCGACGUCGUUGCCGCGAUCUCAAGCGAGCAACGGUCUCAAUCAAGCUGUGAUCCAGAGAGAGUUCUACGCGAGACCGCAGAAACUGCAGAGACCGAUCUGGCCGCCCGGCAACGAGCAACAGCGACAGCAAUCUCCCACAAGAAGACAAUCCUCCAUGGAUGGUAGGAGCAUACCCAAGUCCACCGUGAACCUGGCAGGGGGCAAGCCGUCGAAUCAGAGCGUGCAGAGGAUAAAGGACGUGGACUCUGACUCCGAGUACACCAAGUCGCAAGGUGAUCGAGGCGAUCAGCAACAGCUCGUCGGCGACGAUCAGCCCGUCGCCGGGGAUCACUGUUACUCGCUUCUCUACGACGACGAGCUCGCGAAGGAGACUUACCUCGCAAAUGCUCACGGCGGCGGCUCCGGUAAAGCGGCUCCGGAGCAACAGCAACAAUAUCGCGCAAUGAGCAAGGCCAAUUUCAUUAACACCCUGUCGAGGAUACACGAGAACGUCACGAGCACGGUCGGCGCGAUCGCAAAUCAGGAUAUGAGAAACGGCACCUCAUCAUUGCCGUCUUCACCGGGACCAGACAAGAAGCCCGGAGAGACGAAGUUUCCGGUGCCGCCGCAGGGUCUGCAGAUCGUUUCCAGACGAGCCAAGCAGUUCGAGUCCGGUCGUCUGUUGAGCGACGAGGACGAGCCUGCUAGCGAUCGGACGAAUCUUUACAAGAGCGAACUGUCCAGAUUGUCGAAUACGAGGAACGUACCAAACGUAGCUGUGCGGAAAAGGGAGUUUGAGUCCAAGGCUGAGAGUCAAGAAUCCAGAAGACUGCCGUCGAGGGAGACCAAGUCUCUCGACACUGGUGCAGUAUCGAAAGGCAACAGAAUAAUUCCUAUAGGCAGCAAACAUAUCCAUUGUGAGCCGCCGGCUGACUAUAAAGAGAGUAAAGCAGAGAUGCCCAUCAUGGAGACGGAGUCGGUGCGUUUGAGGGCGCGCAGCAACAGCGUCGAAUCCUGGGAGGCUACGAACGGUCCGGCGCGAGGAAGCGCCAGGCACACGUGGCAGACCGCCGAGGAAGAUUUCGCGGAGAGACGGAGCAGCACCGAGGACAACAGUAAGCCGCGAAAGCAGGACAAUUACCUGACGGGACAUUCGGCGAAGAUGCAAGUCGCACCGGUUAAUGGUUCCUCGCCCAACGGCUCGACCAAGAACGGCGUCGUGCUCAGGCGACAGAAGAAUGCACAGAUCAGUGACGAGGAUCGAGCUACCAGGCGGGUUUCGUAUCUGAAGGCGACAUGGAGCGAACGAAUGCACGUCGACAGCGAUCUCGAGCUCAGCGACACCGAACCAGUCCACAUGCACAGGAGUGCGCAUAGACGAUGGCGACCACCGUUAUUUCCGAGCGACAUAACGCCUCUGCGACGCAUCUUCGAGGACAUGACACAGGCCGCGUCCUUGCAUCGAAACUUUCAUCAUCGUAAUAGCAUCGCUGUUGCGCACGAUACGUCCAACAGUUGCGAUGGAACUGCGAAGGACGUUGAACCGGUGGAACAGGAGGGAUCCCUUCAUGUUAAAUUCACAGUGCUCGAUGGCAAGCGAUCUACCGAUCGUUCCUGGAAGCAGGUCUGGGGUGUCCUCCGUGGUCCUAUAAUAUAUUUCUACAAGGAUCGUCACAGUCAGAGUCCUUCGUUGAGCACCGAGAACGAGGCGAAUGCCGGACAAACUGUCGACGUCAGGUGUUCCGUGGUCGACGUCGCCGAGGAUUAUACGAAGCGGAAACACGUGCUGCGAAUAGCAAAUCCCACGGCGGAAGUGCUUCUACAAACGGAGGAUGCGGCGUCCAUGGCACUCUGGUUAAGGUCACUUCAUUCUCAGGCCGCCGCAGAAAGAUCAUCGGACGUCGCAUCCUGCACGUCGAAGCAGCAAGCCGUUCCGCAAACUCCGACGGGUCCGACAACUUCCAGUAACGCCGCCGUUUCCCCCGGCAACAACCAAAGAUUGAGUCCCCUGCCGAGCCACAAGGGCAUCAAGAAGUUAACGUCCUUCAGAAAUCGGUCGCCAACCGGUCAGUCGCCGGUGAACAAGACGCGCAAGCCGAGCCAAACGGUGGAGCCUUUACCGUCGCCCAAGUCGAAGACUUGGAAGGGAAGGAUGGCGAAGCAGUUCAGGAGGAUGCAUGGUCAGACUGGUGCACCUUCGUCGCCCACGGCGCAAUUACCACCUGAAGGAGCCACCUUUAAAGUGCCGCUCGAGCUUUGCCCGCGUGCUCCAGAUUCCGAUGUGCCAAUGAUCGUCGAGAUAUGCACGAGGAUCGUCGAAGCGAGAGGUCUCGAGGUCGUGGGGAUCUAUCGGGUGCCCGGAAACACUGCAGCGAUCUCCCAACUUACGGACAGCGUUAACAGCGGAUUCAACAACGUGAACUUUCAGGAUCCACGAUGGAGCGACGUCAACGUGAUCUCGUCGUUGCUGAAGUCGUUUUUCCGCCAACUCCCCGACUCCUUAUUCACAGCUGAACUGUAUCCCAUGUUUAUCGACGCCGAUAAGAUAGAAGAUCCGCAGAGAAGGAUGACCACGAUACGAAAGCUGCUGAGAGACCUCCCGGAGCAUCACUUUGAGACGUUGAAGCACCUGAUGCUGCAUCUGAAGAAGAUAGUGGAGCACAGUGAAACCAACAAGAUGGAGGCCAAGAAUUUGGCGAUCGUUUUCGGGCCGACACUGGUGCGAGCGAGUGGCUCAAGAGACAAUAUGGUUACCAUGGUUAACGACAUGUCCCAUCAGUGUAAAAUAGUGGAGAAUCUGCUGAAUAACGUUGAUUGGUUCUUCUCGGAGGACGAUUUGGACGACUUGAGCAGAUUGAGCGUGAAUUUGAGCCUGCCAGCCGAUAGCUGCGAGGUCGAACCCACAUCCAACACUAACCAUAGUCUUUUGUUAAAUAACAUUCAGAAAAUUGAAGGCAUGCGCGACAUGGCAUCGGCUAGGGACAUUGUAUCUUCAAUCAUAUCCGCAGCUAACAAAAAGAUACAAAGAAGACGAAAAACACAGGACGAAAUCGACAACGGUGAACACGACAGCGAUAAGGCGAAAGCGAAGCAGGAGACGGAAAAUUCGCCGACGAUUCGGCAGAGCAUGGCCCUGAACGAGCGGCAGUGCUCCGUCAGUGAAAUCGUGCUGAUGCACGAGAGCAAGAAUCAAUCGAAUCACAAUAUGGACCGUCCCGACCGAUCCCUGUCGGCCGACGCUACGACGAAUGGCGGCUCGUCGAACGGAGCGUCGCCGAAUCGCUCCAAGUACGCGACUCAUUCGUCGUCCGUGGACUCGCCGAGAUUGUCGAGCGAGACCGGCCUGAGCUCGGCGGAGACGAGCUCCACCGUGUCCAGCGCGUCUAACCAGACCAAGCAGGAGAAUGACGAGAUUGCUAUCCGAACGUACGCCGGCUUAAGCGCGACCACGCAGGAGAGGAUACGGAGGUUCGAGCAGGAGACGCGAGCGAUGUUACAGCGGGAUCAACAUCGCCAGAAACGCGAGGCCGAGAAGAGGGAGGAGGAGAGACGAAGGAUCGAGAUGGAGUGGCAAUUGGCGAAACGCGAGAUGGAAAAUGACGACCUGCUCGACAGCAUAGUCGACACCACGGUGUCACCGAAUCUCCUGUCGGAACGUCUGUCCGGUUUGAACGAGAGGCUCGCCGACAAGUCGCUGAUGGACCUGUCCGAGCGACCCGUUCGAGACUCCAGGUCGCGGUCGACCACGAGGUCACCGUUGUCCUUAGCCAUGCAACAGCAACCUACGAUACACCAGAAGACGCAGGCCACCAAUCAGCUGAGCAACGUGCUGGGCGAGAAGAUGAACAACGGUGUUAUUAAGAAAUUCAAAACUGAUAAAGAUCCGUCGAUGGAGUCGAUUUGCCUGCCGCCGGUUCGAUAUGGAAGUUUAGAUUCGUUGCACGAAGUACACAAUUUCUCGCAGUCCUCUCCGUCACCGUCGCAACAGCAGCGAGGUGUCCCAGGCGACGUCUCGGAUGAUGCAGGAUCUUGUUUUCUGCAGUGGACACAGAAGAUACUCACUAUUAACAAAAAGCUUUCUAGGCACACAGCGAGCCCGGGUUUUUGGUGGUACAUAUCGUCCCACCUGUACGGUACCGCAGGUCCCGGUAGCACCGCCCCGAAAACACCGGUCCAGUCGCCAAUAUCAAUGCCAGUGCCAGUCGCAGUCCCAAUGCCAAUGUCCAUACCCGUGUCAAUGUCAGCAACAACAACCAGCACCGCCGCCGCCGCAGCAGCAGCAGCAGCAGCAACAACAACAACAACGACAACAACAACAACAACAUCAUCAUCAUCAGCAUCAACAAUCGUCGUCGAGUCUUCUCGGCAAUCGCUGGUUGCUGUCGCGUCUCCACCAGCUGCCGUCUCAUCAUCAUCGGCGGCAGGAGACGCACGAGCAGCAUCAUCAUCGUCGUCCUCAACAGCAAACAACAACAACAACAACGAACCCGCCGGCGAGCCGGGCCUCUCAAAGCUGCUGCCAGGCUCAGGCCCUGCCGUUGGGCCCGCCGCCAAGACUUUAAACCGGUUCCUCCGAGGUAGCGAUCUUUUGACCAGCCUCACGACCACGUUCGACCGCAAGUGGAGGUCUCUCGUGAAUCAGUCGUCGAACCAGGCGCAACCACCGCUGGAAGCCGCGGCUUGCAACAAGGACGGCGCGGAGCAGCAGGAGCAGAAGGCGAGCGCGUCCCUGAAAUUCAAAUAUCCGUCUGCGGAAGCUUAUCGCGAUCCCAGUCUUCACAAGUCGAUCGACAAGAGCCACCUCUCUCGCUCGAAGGACGACGCUCCCGAGAAGGACACCGACUCGACGGUGACCGACACGCACCCCUCGGAAGCGGUGACGCCGAACAACGAUCGUAGCGCGGGCGACAAGCAGCAGAGAUCGGAGACGAAGACCGCGUCCGGUCACGGCACGGACAAGACGACAGAGAAGACCGCGGCGAACGCGAGCGAAAAGGACGAGGAUCAGAAGACGGCGGACAUUGGAGACUGCGCGUGUACGGGUUCCCCGAAACGUUACGAGUUGCCGAAUGCGACGAAUCUUCAAGAGGGCAAGCCGACGUCGGCCAACGCGUGCCCGGAGGAGACGGACGUUGACACGAAACUGGAGGACGGCAAGGGUCAUCAUUACGAGUCUGGCGAUUCCAGUUACUCCAACAAGCUGAAAAAAUUUGAGAGCCUGACGAACUUCGAGGCGAGAUCGCGCCUGAAGCGCUCGGAGUCGCUGAAUAAGCGGUCCGAGAGCACCGCGUCGAGACUGAAGAGAUCGGAGAGUCUGAACAAACACUCGAGCGAGAGACUGUCGUCGCCGACGAACGGUAAGCUCAAGCGGUCCGAGAGUCUGAACAAACACUCCGACGGCCGGUCGGAGUCGCCGGGCAGCAAGCUCAAGCGCUCGGAGUCUCUGACGAAAACGGAGAAGACCGAGUGCAACAUCAGCAAGAGGCGGCAGUCGGUGCGCAAGGAGAGCGCCACCAAACUGAAGCGCAAGAACGGCAUGCCGGAGCGUUCGAUCAAGCGCAGGCACACAGUGGGAGGCACCAAGGACUUUGACAAAGUGCACUGGCUGGACAAUAAGCUGCAAUCCGAGGCCGAGAGGAUCAUCAGGAGCGACUACAGGCCGAAGAAGAGUCAGCUGCGGACCAGUUCGCCCGACCUCAGCACCAACCGCGUCGGCAUGACUACUGACGCGAGCUUCCUCAUCGAAGUAAGCUUUCGCGGGCCCAGCAACGUCGUCUUCAAUGUGACCAACACACGACCGCAGUCCUUGCCGGACGCGAGUCUCGCGUCCAAGGUGUUCAAAGUACCUCUCGAGAGUCACGUGUGAAACGAUGCUCGUGGAUUAUCCGAGAGGCUUCCUCUGUUGCUCCUACGAAUGGUACACCCGCAGUGCUAUCAUAUCGCUGCCGUCAUUUUUUGAUAUCACGCGUGCAAACCGAGCCACACAUAUCAUGUAUUUACAUAUGUAUAUCUCAUACUCUAUAUACUCGACGCAGAAAAGUCAAAUGCAGAAAUGCCGAGACCACACAUCUGUUCGCCAAUUGUCAUCAGCCGCAAACGUGCCAAAGAGCCCAUCAUCGAUCAACACGAGUAAUCGUUAUCGCUCAAACGCCGACUACUCGCCACGACUGCUAUACAAUGAAUUUCGAGUGAGGACAUCGAGGAUAAAUAUCUAUCGG